CCUCUCUCGUUCUUCUCAGAGAGCAGAAGCUGUCAGGGUGAGCUGAAGCUGAGUGCUGCUGCUCUGACAAUAACAGCAGUUAUGUGGCUCUAGUCUUUUCACAAGGCCGAAUGAGUAUUUGACUCCAAACGGAGCUACCGAGUCACCUAAAGUCGGUGCUUCGGAUCAUAUUUUUGGACAUGUUUUCUUAAUUUGCUGCUACCUCGCUGGUUAGCUUCCGGGUUCGCGUGACGUUUUUACUGUGUUGCUAUUUGGCUUUAUCUGCUUCACAGCUCAGAUUAAAUCCAUCACGAAGUGCUAUCGUCUCCAGGUCUUCCAGAUUGGAUCGCAGUAACGAUGGAGUCCCGUUUUGGCAGCACUAGUCCGGUUAGCGCCGCAUUUAAACGCAGGCCUGACGGGAUCCACGGCCUUUCCUCACUCACUUUGCCCGACGUGAGCGGCUCGAGCGCGCACUGUAGGACUUUGUUCUCGCCCGGGCCGGCGGCGGUUCUGUCUCCGGUCACCAACUUGGCUCUGGACAUGAACAAUUUAGCCGGACUUGGGAGCCAGUACGACACUCCUAAGAGAAGAAAGUCUCCCCCCCUUGAGAAGGUCCCCUCUUUUGCCUCUGAUGCCUCCUCUGAUGCUGGCCUUGGUCUGGAUCUCCCCAGCCCCGUGGAUGGAGAAGUGGAAGAUGUGUUUGAAAAGGGCAUUCAGCAGUCCAGUCGAGUGUGUAACCAGACAAGGUCAAUUCGAAGAAACAACUCCUUACCACUCCAGCUCCUGGGCUUCAGUCCGUGUCUGAAAGGACAAGAGACAGACUCAAAUCGCUAUGGAAUAUUUGGCCAGCCACCUUCUCAGAGGACUGCUUCAUCCAGCUCUAAGCAUGACAAGGAGAACAUGCCAGAGGAGGGCUUUGAAUUCAAAAAACCCUCCAAGCCUGUGUCACGGAGUCGUGGGCGCUCCUUCAACGGCGACCACCCAAAGGACGCCUUCGCCCUGCGACCCAACUCGGCCCCGGCUCUAAUGCUCUCCUCACCUCCUCCAGUCUCUCAGAUCGACUCCUUUAACUCCAGCCCUUUGUGUCUGAGACGCUCCUCCCUCACCUCCUCCCUACGUGACGACGACGACGACGACGGCUUCUUAGACAUAUUUGAUGACAACAUGGAGGAUGACUCUGGGAUGCCAACAGGGAUGGCGAGUUUGCUCACUGCCCCGCUGAUGGCUGACAGCACAGCAGAAGACUCUCCUGUUAUCCGGUGUCGACCACGGAACCUGUUUCGCUCACCUUCCACGCCCAGUCCGGCGUCCCGUCCCUCUGGGAAGCGCCCCGACUGCCCCACUGACGAAAACACCCCCAUCAGGGUAAAGAGACGACGCAGCCUGGCAGGAGCGUGCGUCACCACUCUGGAAGAAAAGUCGGAGUCUCCUAGAUCUAGUUUUUCUCUGCUCCAAAGGUCCAAGUCCUUCUGUCACGUAGAGAUAGAGAAGCUGCUCGACCGUGAGAGCGGCUCUCAUGAGCUGAUAGGAGACUUCACUAAGCCUUUCGUGCUGCCCACCGUGGAGGGCAAACAUCAGGACCUGAAGUACAUCACCUCUGAGAUGAUGGUCGCAGCUCUGACCGGACAGUUUGAUCAUUCAGUCGAGCAAAUCAUCGUCAUCGACUGUCGCUACCCUUACGAGUUUGAAGGCGGACACAUCAAAGGUGCUCUGAACCUGCAUCAGGAGGAGCAGGUUGAGAACUUCCUCCUCAGGACACCCAUUGCCCCGUCCUUCCCAGACAAACGGGUUGUCAUCGUCUUCCACUGCGAGUUCUCCUCGGAGCGUGGCCCUAGAAUGUGCCGCUUCAUCCGGGAGCGAGACCGCGCUCUGAACGAGUAUCCCAAACUCCACUACCCCGAGCUCUACGUCCUCAAGGAUGGAUACAAGGACUUCUACCAUCAUUUUCAGUCCCAGUGUGAGCCCCCGUCCUACCGGCCCAUGCUCCAUGAAGAUUUUAAGGACGACCUGAGGAAGUUUCGCCUGAAAAGCCGCACCUGGGCUGGGGAGCGCAGCAAGAGAGACAUGUACACCCGCCUGAAGAACCUGUGACUUCCUCACUGAAGCCCGAGUCCUCGCCCAUCUACGGGAUAACAGCUUUUGAGAUCGCACACGCUGAAAAAAGAAUUUUUUAUUUUUAGAUCUCAAAAGUUAUUUAACAAAAGUCGAAGGUUUGUGCAAAUUUUAACCGAGGGCCGGUGUGACGAGCAGAAGACUCAGCCUGAAGAGAAAGCGUUCAGAGGUGUAAUUAAGAUGAUUUUUGUUUUAGUAAAACCACUUGGACCUACUGUCUGUUCUACUUUAUUUUAUUUUAUAUGAUGGCAUUGGCUGCACAUUCGGUGCCAUCCAGCAAUAAUCCAACCAAACCAAGCUGCAAAGGCGCAGGUUUCUCGUAUUGAAGCACUUAAUUUUAAUACCUUGGAAUGGUAUAGUGCUUUUUUUGAUACGUUUUUUAGACAUAUGGUUGACAAGUUGUGUUUUACUUUAACAUCAUGUGUUUUUGUUGUGUUUAAGUGUCUCAAAAUGCAAAUUGGCUAAUGGAAUGAUGUAAAAGAUGAAUACAGACGUUUUCAUUUCUCAUCCUUCUCAGCUGUGAUUUUAUUGUACCAAAGCACACAACGCCUACCUGGUGACUGCUCUGAGUCUAGCUUAGUGUGAGGAGAUUUAUGGUCUUGGCAUCUUUUUAAAAAACGUUUUAAUUGAAUUACUAAAUUUUCGUGUGUGUGUGUGUGUCAGUCAUGGGGGGAGCUGCUGAAAUAAACAUCCAGUGUGUGACACAAA
This is a messenger RNA of Nothobranchius furzeri (turquoise killifish), 2799 nucleotides long. RefSeq names its product cell division cycle 25B (gene cdc25b). The record is from RefSeq and is a predicted model, not a curated record. Gene Ontology annotation, biological process: G2/M transition of mitotic cell cycle; positive regulation of G2/M transition of mitotic cell cycle; positive regulation of G2/MI transition of meiotic cell cycle. Gene Ontology annotation, molecular function: protein tyrosine phosphatase activity. Gene Ontology annotation, cellular component: cytoplasm; nucleus. NCBI's taxonomy places the organism in Eukaryota, Metazoa, Chordata, Actinopteri, Cyprinodontiformes, Nothobranchiidae.